AUGGUUGAUGACGAUAAUACAGAUUAUUAUGAACUCUUGGGUAUUCAAAUCACAGCUACUGAUGGGGAUAUCAAGAAAGCCUAUCGAAAGAAGGCAUUGACUGUUCAUCCUGAUAAAAAUCCAAGUCCAGAUGCAGCCAUCUUAUUUCACAAGUUGAAUCAAGCACAAGAAAUACUAAUGGAUGUACAGAAAAGAGCAGCUUAUGAUAAUCUCUAUCGAGCACGAUUAGAACGCAAAAAGAAACAACAGGAAAUGGAUAGCAAACGAAGGCAGGCACAAGAAGAAUUAGAAGCUCGAGAAAACAAGGCAAAGAAGGCUCGUAUGGAACAAGAACAAAUGGUGGCUCAGCGUGAAGCAGAACUGGCUCGAUUACGUGCGGAAAGGGAACGAAAACAACAAGAAGAUAUAGAAUUUGCAGAACGGGAGAAGAAACGACGAGAAGAAGAAGAAAAAGUACCUGUGGUAGAAGAUAUUGACUUGGCAUUGAAGUUUAAAUGGAAAAAGAAGAAAUACCCUUUAUCAACACAAGAUCUUGAACAACUAUUGAAACCUUUGGGAGCCACUGAUGUUGCUGCAUUAACCGAAAAGAGAAAAGGACAUACUAUGGUAGUAUUUAACACCGUGGUAGAUGCUCAUGCGGUGAUGACAAGCAAAGAUACCAAUCCUUCCUUAUCAAUAUUUGAAACAAUAGACUGGGCGUCAGGACAUGAACCUGCCAUCAUCACCAAAAUGAAAAAGGAUGAAGAACGAAGAAAACAAUUGGCAGCGGCGAGGAUGGAAAAUGAUGCAAGAACAAUGUCUUCUACUACCUCAUCUGCAAGUAAACCAUUAUUUAAGACUGGACAACAAUCUUCCUUUUUUAAAAAUAUCAAGAUACCUUCACCUAUGGUAAUCAAUAUAUAUAUAUGA
This is a messenger RNA of Halteromyces radiatus, 909 nucleotides long. RefSeq lists its product as uncharacterized. The transcript has 4 exons. NCBI's taxonomy places the organism in Eukaryota, Fungi, Mucoromycota, Mucoromycetes, Mucorales, Cunninghamellaceae. The record is from RefSeq and is a predicted model, not a curated record. The coding region runs from base 1 to 909 and encodes 302 amino acids. Gene Ontology annotation, cellular component: spliceosomal complex. Gene Ontology annotation, biological process: spliceosomal complex disassembly.